GUCACCUCUUGUUGUUACACGUUGACUGUAAACAGCAGCUAAAAUUGCGUUUCAGCAUGGAUUUCGAUGGUGCAUUUUAAUUAUUACAUUUUAAAAGCAGUGUACCGGACUUUUUAUUUUAAAUAAAUACAAUUAAAAUGUCGUUGGAACUCAAGGAACUAACGUUAGCUAGCGCUAGGCUAAUGUUUGUGGACGUUAGCUAGCAACAGACACUUUUAAGCCAGGUGACGACUUUAUUACUGUGUAGUCGGUCGGGUCAGGUAAGAGAACUGAAUUUAAUGAACACCAUGAUCAAGUGUUUGCCUAAAGAGGUUCAGGGGAAACUUCGGUCCGGUGUUGCUAUCCCCUCACUUCAGCAGUGCGUAGAGGAGCUUAUCCUCAACAGCAUCGACGCCGAGGCGACCUGUGUGGGAGUCAGGAUGGACAUGGAGGCGUUCAAAGUUCAGGUAAUCGACAACGGUGCUGGGAUAAACGCAGAUGAUAUGGAGUCCGUGGGAAACAGAUACUGCACAAGCAAAUGCAGCUCCGUUGAAGACCUGGACAACCUCAAGUGGUAUGGUUUCAGAGGAGAAGCCCUGGCAAGUCUAGUUUCUCUCGCCACACUAGUUGAAAUCUCAUCCCGGACCAGAUCAUCAGUGAAAACUCAUGUCAAAAUCUUCAAGGAUGGCAAGGGCAUGGAUGUGUUUGAAGGAGAGACUGCUCGACCCUCUGCAGGGACAACUAUUGUAAUUUGUAACUUUCUCCACAACAUGCCAGUGCGGAGGAAGAGGAUGGAUGCUGUCCUGGAGGGUGAGAGGAUCAGACACAGAGUGGAGGCUAUUUCUCUGAUGCAUCCCUCUGUGUCUUUCACCCUGAAGAAUGACUGCACGGGAGCCAUGAUGGUGCAGCUUCCUAAAGCUAGAAACACCUACCACAGGUUUGUUCAGAUACACAGCCUCGGGCGAGCGCAGAAACUUGGAGAAAUCAGCUUCACGCACGGGCAGUUUGAAGUGAUCGGCUACAUUGGCAGAGAGGGCCACUACAACAACAGCUUACAGUUCCUGUAUGUAAACGACAGAUUGCUCCUGAAAACAAGGAUACACAAGCUUCUGAACUUUCUCCUGCGCAGACUGAGCAGUUCAAACCAGAAAAAUGACAGUCCAGAUGGGCAGUCUCCCGUCAGGAGUCCAAAGCUCAAACGCAGCCAAGAGCAGCAUGGAGUAUACAUCAUCAAUAUAAAAUGCUCUUACUCAGAGUACGACAUUUGUCUUGAGCCUGCCAAAACUCUAAUAGAGUUCAAAGAUUGGGAUGGCAUUUUGCUUUGCAUAGAAGAGGCAGUGAAAGCUUUCCUCAGCAGGGAGAACUUGGUGGCUGUGCUCUCUCAAGAUGACUUUGACUGUGUACCACCCGAAUUGUUUGGCACUCACAAUACAGACCAAGAGGUGCAUAACACCGGCAAUGGUGGCCAAGCAACUAGCAGUGCUUCCUCAAUAGAUUGCAGUAUUGGAAUGAAACUGUCAUCUGAUCCUGUUCAUCGAAAGCGCAAAGAUGACUGUGUAUGCGAGGACAAUGUUAGCCGGGAGUCGGGUCAGAUGGAGUGCAAAGAAGACAACGAACAACAUGGGAAGAAAAAGAUAACGGAAAAUGAGUUGGAAAAGAUAAAAAGUGACGGAAGCAUAAACAAAGACUAUAGGUAUGAGGCACUAUGGGAUCUGGCUACAUCUGAUAUUAACAUUACUGAGGAAGAGGAGCCAACAUCCAUUGAAGCUGGGGAAGGCUCUCAAAUGUUAUGCAUGUCAAGUUCAGUCAGACAAGUAGAAAGUGAAAAACUGGAACUCUCAAGAGAAAAAGAGAUUUCAUUAAACAAUACUGUCUCAACCGGCCACAUGACUUCACCAGACAUUCAACAAAUUCACUCUGAUUUAAACCGUAUUGAUCAAAUAUUGCCUCACUGCCAGGAGACAAGAGAACAUAAACAUACUUUAAUAAGUAACAGAAAGAUCAGUCUGCUCAAUCCAUACAUUCAUGAAAGUCUGCUGACUCCAGACUUGUCCCAAAUCAACAAGUCAGUAUUUCAGCAGCACACUUUAGUGCAGAAAUGUGAAGAGAGAUCCUUUGCAUCAAAACGCAGAAUCUCACUGGAUGCCGGCCAUGACAGAACUUGUCAGAAACGAUGCAAAGACUUCACUUCUAUUAUUCCCUUUAAGAUUCCCAGAAUUGCAACUUGUCAAAAGUUGUCUUUAUGUAAGGAGUAUGGAUCCCUUGAGAAGUUUAGAAGAGUGUAUGGUAAAUCUGAUGAACUAAAAUUACCCUCUCAAGAGAUUAAUACUAGACCUCCUCAGUCAGACAGCUUUCUUUUGAAUUCCCAGAAUGUUUUGGUUUGCAAGAAAGAUCAGCGAAAUAAUGGGGUUACAGAGAAAGAAAAACAAGAGACACAGAGCAGCCAUCGAAGCCCACCAACCCUCUCAGCAUUCAAGCUAGAACCAGUCUCAGUGCAGAAUAAGGGCAAACAAUCUCUGGCAACUAAACUCUGCCAUUUGAAGCAACACGGGACAGACAAUUUAAAAGUAUUACCACAGGACAACACCUGUCUCAGUAGUGGUAAUGUUGACACCCAAGACGGUAAUAACAACAACGAUCACUGUGAAACCGCACUGAAUCCUGAGCCAGUCCCACGUUGUGGUACAAAUCCUCUGCCGGCCGAGAAGGAAGAAGCUACAACAUCAGGCGACUGGCUUCAUCACUACGAUACAUCUGUGGGAAAGACAGUUUACGUCAACAAAGUGACUGGGCUCAGCCGAUAUGAAGAACCACCGGCUGAAGAGACACACGUGUACUGUACAUCUGAUGUCACCAACAUGGCCGUUAGUGUCAUCUCUAAAAUGGGGAUGGAAUACAGGUGUUACCCUUUUCAGGUGGAUCUAGUGUUGCCCUUCUUACCUAAAUCCAGGACAGACAGAGUGCUUAGUUCAGGGCUUGGUGACAGAGAUGCCAACAGUGGAAGCCCCAACUCACUGACGUCGUUAUACUCAAAAUGGAAAAACCCUGUGUUUGUUCGACCUCCUGCGGUUGGUGUGGACAUAUCAAGUGGGCAUGCCGACGGGCUGGCUGUCAAGAUCCACAACAUCCUGUUUCCAUAUCGUUUUUCUAAAGCCAUGAUUCACUCAAUGAAGGUUAUCCAUCAAGUGGAUAAGAAGUUUCUUGCAUGUCUUAUCAAUACAAGAAACGAGGAGCCUGCAGCACUCACUGAAACUGAAGGAAACCUUCUGGUGCUGGUGGAUCAACACGCUGCACACGAGAGAGUUCGACUUGAAAAUCUAGUUGCAGAUUCCUAUGAGGAUGACCCGGAGGCACCAGGGGACAGACGUCUGUGUUCAUCAACCAUUUUGCCCCCUCUCGAGAUCAGUGUAACAGAAGAAGAGCUAAGGCUGCUGAGAUCUUGUCAGGCACAUUUGCGGAGUUUGGGCCUGGAAGUGAAAUUCUCACCGGCAGCAGAGCUACACGUUUUUGUAGGGAAGGUACCACUGUGCUUCAUGGAGAAGGAGAGUAAUGAGCUCAAGCGGGGGAGACCAUCUGUUAUCAAGCCUGUUGUUGAGGAGUAUCUACGAGAGCAGAUUGAGUUACUCCGCUCGACUGGUAGAGUGAGAGGAACUCUUCCUCUCACUGUGCUGAAGGUGCUAGCCUCCCUGGCAUGCCACGGUGCCAUCAAAUUCAAUGACAGUCUGAGCAGAGACGAAUGCUACAGCUUGGUGGCGUCCUUGGCCUCCUGCCAGCUGCCCUUCCAGUGUGCCCACGGCCGUCCAUCCAUUGCUCCCUUAGUAGACACCCUCCAUUUGGACAACGACGAUAAGGAAUUACAGAAACCCAACCUCCAAAAGCUGAGAAGAAUGUAUAAAGCGUGGGAACUAUACGGAAAUAGAUAAGAGGGUGUGUAUUUUAUUUUUAAUGUGUGGUUUGUCAACAAAAUGAAUUUUAACACAUUAAAAAAAUCUCAUAUUAAAUGGCUCAAACUGUCAAAUUACCCCCAAAGCUCUGUAGACAAAACAUUUAGUUUUAUACACACCUGUGAAUUCAUCGAGGGACUUUGCUAUUUAUUUUAACAUAUUGUCAAAAAUGAAUAACAUUUAGUUUGGUAAGGACAAAGAAAGAGGAAAUACUAAAAUAAAUAAACUUAAAAUGAGUAAACCAACACCAGUUUGAUUGAUUUUCCACAGUACAAAAUAAUGUGCUUUUAGAAAAAUGUAUUAAAACAGAUAUCUCUUUUUGCAAAUGAAUACUUAUAAACAUUGAUGAAAUGUGACGCAUUCAGCAUCAGAAACGCAGUAAAAGACACAUUGUGGCGACCAUGCUAAUGUCCCCAAACUUGCAGUUCCUCAGUAUCCUUCAGUUUGAGUGAAUACGUUUUUCGAGCACAAUCAUCAACAACUUGUCGGUCUUAAAAAAUGUGCCACGUGGUCAAAGCAAGAAAACAGCAAAUGGAGAUGAGGCUGGAGAGCAGCAUUCACAUAUUGGUGGACUCCCUUUAAGACAGGAAAUAGCAGUUAAAUAAUAUCAGACUUGUCAAAACUCUUUUUAAAACACUAUAGUCAACUUGAAUUUUUGAGAAAAAGCAAUGAAUCACACAGAGGAACAAACUAUAGUUUCAAACACAGAGGAACAAACUCAAGCUUGUUCUUCUUCUGACCAAACCCCAAACAGGUCAUUGCCGUCUGCUGUUAAAGGCAAAACACCUGCCAUGACAGCACACACGGGGAUGUUGCCAAUAGAGAAAAUGUAAACCCAUAGAGAGCAGCUGCAAUUUUCCGCCAAAGUGGUGAUUAACGUAUACACUAAACAUAUUUUGCUCUUAAUUUACUGUUUGUUUGUCGCAUCUCAGUUCCCAAGAUGUGUGAGCUUGUGCAUCACGGGGGGUCCGUUUCUCCCCUUUUUUAAUCUGGCAAAGAGGUUACAAGAGUUGUAUAAUGUUGCAUCAUCAUACAUUGAUUUAUCAGUAGUAUGAUUAACAUAAUCCCUCACCUCCUCCUGGCUCUUUGCUACCAUGCCAUGCUUUUAUGUUCAGUUUGACCAGUUGGUCUGGGACCCUCG
This is a messenger RNA of Cottoperca gobio, 5064 nucleotides long. RefSeq names its product mutL homolog 3 (E. coli) (gene mlh3). Gene Ontology annotation, molecular function: ATP hydrolysis activity; ATP binding; protein binding. The coding region runs from base 279 to 3902 and encodes 1207 amino acids. Gene Ontology annotation, biological process: mismatch repair. The record is from RefSeq and is a predicted model, not a curated record. The transcript is spliced from 12 exons. Gene Ontology annotation, cellular component: mismatch repair complex. NCBI's taxonomy places the organism in Eukaryota, Metazoa, Chordata, Actinopteri, Perciformes, Bovichtidae.